Molecule: messenger RNA, 1631 nt
Organism: Diospyros lotus (date-plum)
Lineage: Eukaryota; Viridiplantae; Streptophyta; Magnoliopsida; Ericales; Ebenaceae
Exons: 2
Coding region: 118-939 (273 amino acids)
Source: RefSeq, a predicted model, not a curated record
CUUCUACCAAAGAAAUACAGUACUAUCACCUAAAUCCUUAAAAGGGGCCAUAGCUAGAUCAAGUAGCAACCAAACCACCACUUAGAAUCUCCCAAAAUCUCUCUCUCUCUCUCUCUCAUGGAUAACCAGAGGAGUCCUCUUCUUGCUUGGGCUUACUACUGCCAGGGAAAGAGCUUGGAUGAGCUGAGGCAGUCUCUUUUGGUGACAACUCUUGAGUUUGAAACCACAAGGCUGAAAGCAGAGGAAGAAAUCAGAGUGAGAGAUGACCACUUGAACCACUUGAAAGAUCUGCUCUCUGAGGCCAUCAGAGAAAGAGACGAAGCCCAAGAAAAAUGCCAAAGGCUGCUCUACGAGAAGCUCCUGCUCCAGCAGCAGCACCAGCAGCUGCAGAUUCACCAACUCCAAAAACAACAGUGCCACCAAACAGCCCCUCUCUCUGGUAUUUCAAGCAUCGAAGAUGAGAGCAAAAGAGGGCUGGACAACUUGGACUCCAACAAUGGCUUUUCCACCUCAGACUGUGAUGAAAGCAUUGUCUCAUCCCCGGUGGUCGACCCAAUUCCGGUCCCGGCGCCGCCGCAGCUGGAGGAGCCAAUGGGUCCACUCGUUUCUGAUAAGCCAUUGCCGGAAAAAGGGAAGCUUUUGCAGGCAGUGAUGAAGGCCGGGCCACUCCUCCAGACCCUCCUUCUGGCGGGCCCACUUCCCCAGUGGCGCCACCCUCCGCCGCCGAUUGAUUCCUACCAGAUCCCGCCGCCGCCGGUGGCCAUUCCGGCCCCAAACCCACCAGCCCAACUCCUCCACCAAGAUUCUUUCCCCAGCAUGAGUACUUCUUGCAAGGGCAACAACAUUGACAACUGUGGCAGAGUUACUAGGAAAAGGGGGCUGUGUGAAGGCUCAGAUUCUCCAACAGAGAUCAAGUACCAAAGAGUUGUUCUCCAUUAACAACCCACCAACCACCACAGACAGUUUUACAGGGUAAUCCAAUUCCACAUAGUUAGAGAGUUGAGAUAUAUAUAUAUAUAUCUAUCUAGCAUGUUAUACUACCGGUACUACUAAUUAAGAAGUGUAGUAAUGAUGAUUUUUGCAAGUCUGGUUCUGCAACUACUACUACUGAUCUAGUGCUUGUACAGAGAGGAUGAGAGGUCUGUUUGUUUCCAGUUCAAGAGUUAGUUAACCCUCUGCUCUGCUGAGAAGAGGAGGGUUUUUUUUUUUUUUCCUGGGCUUUUUUAAGGCCAGCGGUGCAGUGUUGAGGGGAGAUUUUAUUCUCUUGGUUGGUUGGUUAACAUUUGAGUGUUUUUUCUUGCCCCAUGAUGUGAAAGAGGGGCUUGAUUUCUCCACAAGACAAAAAACUACGAGACGUUGAAAUAUUAGUAUUAGGGUAUAGGCCAUAUACAGCCGCGUGUCAUUUGCUGGUGUCUGUUUGUGUAUUGAGAGAUGGGGAGAGAGGGGAGAGCGGGGGGACUACUAGUAGUAGUAGUAGUUGAUAAUGGACGAUGGAAGAUGGGGUGGCCAACAACCACAAGGCCAAGGGGUCUACUUGUCGGUUUUAGGUCCCACAAAUCAGAAUCAUGAUCUGCUGCUGUUAUUAUUCUUAACUAUUUUGUCAUCUAUCAUUACACUUUAAAUUGCUCGCU